Messenger RNA from Nyctereutes procyonoides (raccoon dog), 4032 nucleotides. It is a transcript of the gene SAMHD1, whose product is annotated as SAM and HD domain containing deoxynucleoside triphosphate triphosphohydrolase 1. Gene Ontology annotation, biological process: regulation of innate immune response; dGTP catabolic process; defense response to virus. Gene Ontology annotation, molecular function: dGTPase activity; protein binding. The record is from RefSeq and is a predicted model, not a curated record. The coding region runs from base 50 to 1933 and encodes 627 amino acids. The transcript has 16 exons. Gene Ontology annotation, cellular component: nucleus. Lineage: Eukaryota; Metazoa; Chordata; Mammalia; Carnivora; Canidae.
CCAAGCGCCGCGGUUCUUGACUGUGCUGCGCCGGGCGCUGGUUGUAGCCAUGCAGGGAGCUGACUCGGACCAGCCCUUCAAGCGGCCCCGAUGCGAUGGCAGUCCAAGAACCCCGCCAAACACCCGUUCCGCGGCGGCGGGGCGGUCCUCGGGCCCCGAACUCCGCCCCGACCACCAGAGCUGGGGCCCGGAGCAGGUGUGCUGCUUCCUAAAGCGCAGCGGCUUCGCUGAUCCCCGACUACUGGAACGCUUCCGAGAAAAUAAAAUCACAGGUCUAACAUUGCUCCACCUUAAUGAGGCUGAUCUUGAAAGACUUGGAAUAAGUACCUUGGGUGACAGAAAGAAGCUCCAAGCUUGUAUCCAACAACUGAGUGAAAUUCAUGUUGAUGCAAUGAAGGUAAUUAAUGAUCCUAUCCAUGGCCACAUUGAACUCCACCCUCUCCUCAUCCGAAUCAUCGACACACCUCAAUUUCAGCGGCUUCGAUAUAUCAAACAGUUGGGAGGCAGUUACUACAUUUUUCCAGGUGCUUCGCACAAUCGAUUUGAGCACAGUCUAGGUGUAGGGUAUCUAGCAGGAUGUCUGGUUCGUGCACUGCGUGAGAAGCAACCAGAGCUGCAGAUAAGUGGACGAGAUGUGCUCUGUGUUCAGAUUGCUGGCCUUUGUCAUGAUCUCGGUCAUGGGCCAUUUUCUCAUAUGUUUGAUGGAAGAUUUAUUCCACUUGCUCGCCCAAAUGUGAAAUGGACGCAUGAACAGGGCUCAGUGAUGAUGUUUGAGCACCUGGUUAAUUCUAAUGGACUAAAAGCGGUCAUGGAACAGUAUGGUCUUAUCCCUGAGGAAGAUAUUUGCUUUAUCAAGGAACAAAUUACAGGACCACUUGAAACACCAAUCAAAGAUUCUUUGUGGCCUUAUAAAGGACGUCCCAAAGAGAAAAGCUUCCUUUAUGAGAUAGUGGCCAAUAAAAGAAAUGGCAUUGAUGUGGACAAAUGGGAUUAUUUUGCCAGGGACUGCCAUCAUCUUGGAAUACAAAAUAAUUUUGAUUACCAGCGCUUUCUUAAAUUUGCUCGUGUCUGUGAAGUAGAUAAUAGGAAACGUAUUUGCACUAGAGAUAAGGAGGUUGGGAAUCUGUAUGACAUGUUCCAUACUCGUAACACUUUGCACCGCAGAGCUUAUCAACACAAAGUUGGCAACAUCAUUGAUACAAUGAUUACAGAUGCUUUCCUCAAAGCAGACCCCUACAUAGAGAUUACAGGGGCUGAAGGAAAGAAGUAUCACAUUUCUACAGCAAUUGAUGACAUGGAAGCCUUCACUAAGCUAACAGAUAACAUUUUUCUGGAGAUUUUAUAUUCUUCUGAUCCUAACCUGAAUGAAGCACGAGAGAUUUUAAAAAAAAUCGAAUACCGUGAUCUAUACAAGUAUGUGGGUGAGACUAAGCCAAAGGGAAAAAUAAGAAUUGAAAGGGAAAACUAUAAAAGCCUUCCAGAGGAAAUUGCCAGGGCUAAACCUAGUGACAUACCACUAGAAGCUGAACUGAAGGCUGAAGAUUUAAUAGUGGAUGUUAUCAACAUGGAUUAUGGAAUGGAAGACAAGAAUCCAAUUGAUCAUGUUCGCUUCUAUUGUAAGAGUGACCUCAGCAAAGCAGUCAUGAUUACUAAAGAUCAGGUUUCAGAAUUUUUGCCAGAGAGAUUUGCAGAGCAGCUAAUUCGUGUAUACUGUAAGAAGACUGAUGCAAACACAUUGUUUGCUGUGAAACAACAUUUCGUUCAUUGGUGCUUAAUCAGAGACUUCACCAAGCCGCAGGAUGGUGAUGUGGUGGCCCCACUUAUAACACCUCGAAAAGCGGAGUGGAAUAACGUGGAUUCAGCCCAGAGCCCAGAUCACUUCCGAGAAAGGUCCAAAUUUAAACUCCGGCUUUUUCAGGAUGACUCAAUGUGAAUGUUUGCAACCAUUUGUUUACAUAAAGCUCUCUUCCCUGUCCCCCAACAGUAUUAACUAGCGUAGGGAAUUUGGUCGUGGAGUUCUACAAAUUUUAGUGAUAACUAGUGCUUUUUGUAUUUUGAAUGUACACAUAUGCUGAAGUAUUUUUAUCCAAAGAAAUGAAAGGCAUUAGACAAAUCUUGCUAUACAUGCUGGAAAGUGUUACCCAUUUUAACCCUAACUAAAGUCUUUCUCUUCUAGUAGUCUUAUUUUCUUACAAUAACAAAAAAAGUUUUUUUAUGUACUCUGAACUCUUAUGACAUAUGAUUGUUGCUUUUUUUAAGUUUGGAAAUGAGAGAAGGUGCACAUUGGAAUUUAACAUUGGGACUAUCAUAAACAGCUAUGGUUAAGAACAAAACAUAAAAUCUUAGCCUCUUGAGGGACGUAGCCAUCACUUCAAAUUUGAGGACAAUUCUUUUUUUUUUUUUUAAUUUUUUUUUUUGAGGACAAUUCUUCUUAAGUGAUCGAAAUGUUAGUGAAAGGCCUUUCCUUACCCUUUUAGCUAGGUUGGACUAAAUGGUAGGAAAUGAGGACCUUCAACUCCUGAGAGGCCUGAUUAAUUUAUUGAAAAGAUCUGAGGGCUCUGGUCUCCCCUGAAGUGGGACAUAAGACUGCCUCUGAAGGGACCUCUACCCUCUGUGGCAGAGGAAUCCCCCAAGCCAAGCUGUUCUCUGGGUCAGUUGCAGCCCCAGACCUGGGCAGUUUCUUUCUCCUGAAUACUUGCUUCCCAUAUCCCAAGGUCUUUGUCACUAUCACUGGUUUGGCCUGGAGAAGGCUCCCUUCCAACCUUCUGUCUGAAUUUCCCUUGUAAACUGAUCAGAGGUUGUCACAGAAGCCAUUCUUGGGGCUAUUCAGAGCUGGGAUUUUGUUUUUGCUUGUUCAGUGUGCAUUUUAUGGGUUUCAGCGCAAAGAUGGAGCUUGCUGAGAUGAGAUGAGUGAUUAUCCCUACAAUUCUGAGUUACCCUUUGUAGCCCAGUAUUCCCCCACGCUUGUUCUUUACCUUGCAGUGGAGUAGGCACCACUGUGGUUGAGCAAUUCGGUGCAAAGGGCACCCACCCCCACCUCCAUAUACCUACAAUUAAUUGCCUGUUCUAUAGAACUUUACCAAGAAUAAAGUCUGGAGUUAGAGCCAAAGCUAGUGGCAGCCAAAGGAUCCUGUAGAUUCAGGGCAGUGGAGAAUGGGAGUCAUAAGCCCUUUACAUCCUAAGCUUCGACACUCCCUUACAAAAGCCUCCAUGGCAGGCCAGGAUUGGGGAUCCAGCCCUGACUCUGGGCAAGAGCAAUUGGGAGGAAGGAAGGAACUCAGACCACAGUAGCAGUUAUCCAGUCUUAGGAGUGCUGCUACCUUCCACUAUGUAACCAGGUUCGGUUCUGUUGAUACUAGGCUGAAAAGUGUCUGCCAUUCUGUAUUACCACCACCACCCUCCUCCAUCCCCCAGAAGAUGAUCAGGAGUUGACCCUAAUUCAUAGGAGGAUAAUUAAAACCCGUCCCACUUCCACCAUAAUUCUAUGUGGGUGAGAUGUGUCCACAUGUGGGCUCCUAGAAGCAUAAAUGAAGUCAGCCAUGGAACGGGUCAUAUCUGUGUUGGCCAAGCUUCCUCUAAAACAUUCAGUGGGGGGAGCUAGAGGGCUAAGACUUAGCGUACCCAGACCCAAGGUCAAGAAUGUAAUGUUUUUCUGCUAAUACUGUUUUUAUUUCUGUAACUUCUAUCUUUAAAUCAUUGUGGUUUACUCUGGAAUUUUAUGAUUUCAAUAUUGUGUCAUUGUGCUAAGAAAUAACUUGAAUCUACUUUGUUUGCAUCCUUUACAUAUAAGUCAGCUGCACUUUAUGCUCUUUGCAACUGUUUUAAUGAUCAGAAACAUGUACCAUUUACAAGGUUAAAUUUUUCUUAAGAAACACCUUCGCUAUUUGUAUAAAAACUGAGAUUUUUAACAACUUAACCUCUAGAGUUACUGAACUAUUUUCACCUUGAGAAUGUAAGUAGAACUGCGAGUUUAAGUGGUUGGUUACUUCAUUUGGGUGAGGGAAACAGCUGCAAUAAAGCUUCAUGAAUGUA